AUGGCGGAUCGGUACAUCCGCAAUCCAUUUGAACACAACUACAAAGAGCAGCCUCUCUCGACGGGCGAUGAGAUCAGCCGCUGGCUCGACUUCAACCUCGCCAAAAUCCGCGACGGACUCGGCAGCGUCAAGGAUUUCGCCAAUGAAAAUGGUUUGUGAACAGUUUGAAAAAAGAAAAUUUUCAUCCAGUAUUCCUUCCAGUAACUCUGAUAGUUAAAAAAAAAACAGAUUGGACCAGUUAUGUUGAUCCAUUGACCCCUAAAGUGGCCACUAAAAAUUUUUAGUGGCUUGGUAGUAGCACUUAGACUUCUAUAGUGGCCACUAAUUUUCAACCCCUUAAGAGGCCGCUAAUUUGACUACUAUGGUGGCCACUAAAAAUUUUCCCAAAAUUUGACUAGCCGGACCGUGUUUGAUUGAGGUCUCGCUGAUAAACCGGGCCGGUUCAGGCUUAGAAUACUGUCGGAGGGUAGAUAAGCUGACAAAUUUGCGCCAGCGCACUCUUUUUUUUUUAGUAUUUUUCAAAUUUUUUUUUCCCAUGUGCGAGGCCUGUGAGUUAUUUUUUUUCUCUCUGCGGAAUUUUUAGGUUCUCUCCAAAAGCUCGAAUUAUAACACUUAAGAUUAUGACGUGUACACUGGCAUCGGAGGGGUUUAUUGGGCGCUGAAACGAUGCGAAAAGAUGUGUCCCGGGCUCUACGACGAGUCCAACUACCAACUCAUUCAGGACGUCUGCAGCGUCUGUGAACCUUUCAUCACAGGUAAAAUGCCUUGCGAGGGAUUUCAUGGAUGUUGUUGAGGCAAAAGAAGAACAAAAUCAUGGUUUCCUUGGAGUUUCAUGAGAAGAAAAACACGGGGUGAGCAAUAAAUUGAAAGAAAAGGAGUUUUUUGAAGGUUUUCACUACGUGUCUUGGCUCCUGUUCUAUAUUAAUUUAUCCAAAUAGUUGAUUUGAAUAAGAAUUCACCCAAUCAAUAAUUUUUUUAGUAAAAUUCGAGGUUAAUUACUCCUUUAUAAUUUUUUUUCUCGGCAUGUUUGUUCGAAAAAAACGACCAUUCGAUCAUCUUUUUUUUCUACAAUUGUUGAUUUUCCAAUAAACUAUAAAACUAUUUUCCAAGUGAUUAGUUUCCCAGGAGCCGAAAAAGUCGAUCGCCAAUAUCUGACUGGCAACUUGGCGACGAUCGCUGUCAUCGGAAGCGAGUCCGGACUUAUAACUCCGGACGAUUCAUUCAAAAUCCUGCGCCAAACUGGUGAAACGUUGCUAAAGGUGCGAACCCGAUGAUAUUCCGAAAAUUCAUCGUUUUUUUCUAGUUAAACAGUGGGAAGGGAGACGACGAGUUAUUCGUGGGGAGGGCUGGAUGGCUAGCCGCUGUUCUUCAUCAAACGUAACCUUUUUUCUCACAUAUGACACCGAAUUCAUUUUUUCUUUUGAUAAGAAAAUAUAUUUCAGAGAUGAUGUCCAGAAAAAACUGGAACAGAUGGUCCGCGACAUUAUCCUCGUUAUGAUCAAUGAAGGACAGAGAAUAUCAAAGUGAGUUUUAAUCCAAAAAUAAACAGGAAAGCCCAUAAUCGGCAGGUUUCAGAAGAUGACCAAAGAAGUUUUUAGGAAUUUCAGAAAUUGGAAAAAAUAUUAAAUAUUCUUUGGCUUUAUUUUGUUCAGAUUUCUGAUCAUUUGAAAAAAAGGAGUUUAAACUAUCAUUUUAAAACAUCUGGAAAAACCGACAAACUUAUUUAUUAUUCCAUGAUUUAACAGAGAAUCUUCUCUGAAGACUGAAUGAAUGUGUAAAAUUUAUCUGGAAAAAGAAAGUUUCGAGAAUUUGCGUCUCGCAGUCUUUCAGAGCAUCGAUAAACAAGUAAACCUAAUUUUGAAGUUCACUUAUUCAUUUUUAGGAAAAUUGAAAAAUUGUGGAUGAUUUUUGAGUAAGAAGAAAAUUAUUUAAUAAGCUCCUUUUCACGGCCAAGUCAGUCAAUUAAAUCUCUGACAGGAAAUUACAAUGAGAACCGUAUUUUAUUGUAUCGAAAAUCAGUGCUGAGUAGAUAAGUUAAAAUGAAGUUUAAGUGAAAAAAUCAGCAGAGUAACGACUAAUAAAGAAGUCUAUUAGUCGAAGAAAAUGAAAAUUCAUUUAUAUCAUUGAGUAACUGUAUAGAAUUCUUCUAACAGUGAGACUCUCAGGGAAGUGAAAGCCGCAAACGUAGAAAGUGUGCCGCCACUCAUGUACUCCUACCACGGCACUUUCUACAUCGGCGCGGCUCAUGGAUUGGCCGGAAUCCUCACAAUUCUUCUUUCGUGAGUUUGAAAAAGAAAAAAUUAUGAGAUGUAGUCACGCACUUGAUUUUAUUGUAAGAAACUCUUAGAGGUCAUAAAACUAAUGUUUAGUUUGAAUUCUCUUAAUUUAAAAUUGUAUGAAUAUAUUUGAAGAUUCUGAACUGGAUUGUAGAAGAAACGUCCUCAUCAAAGUUUUCCUUUGAGAUUUCACAAGAUGAUGAACAGCGAGGCGAAGAAGUUGGUCGUCGACACGGCUCGUUGGGUUUUUGGCCUUCAGGACGCCGAAGGCAACUUCCCGUCGUCAGUUUGGGGUCGAGAGCAGUGAGAAUUUAGUAUUUUUUGAGCGAAAAAAAAAAAGUUUGCUCUAGCGAGCUCUUGUUGAACAUUAUCUCAAGUUUGCGGUGAAUGAACUAUAGUUUAGUAGUUAUAUAAAAGGGAAAAGAAUUUUUUCUAGAAAAUCAAAACUGUUAUGAAAAUUUUUCAAACUAUUUUCGAGCUCUCGUGAGACGUUCGCUGUACCAAAGAAAAUUUUCAAAUAAGAUUUUGGGAACUUCAUCGAAUAAAUGAUUAGUUUAUCCGAAGAAUGUCGUGAUAAAUUUUUUUAUCCCCGCUGAAAACGCAUCGCGACCGUUUUGCAGGUCAAAUGUAAUCCCAACUCUUUCUAAAUGUGGAAUAUCAAAUAUAAAACUUGAAGGGUCAGGUUUUUCAGCAAGACGAAUAAUUUGGUCCACUGGUGCCAUGGAGCAACUGGAGUCUCGCUUCUGGCGAUGAAACUCUACCUCGUCGAUGAGAACGAAGAAGAUCUGCAAGUGGCGCGCAGAGCUUUGCAGUGUCUCUGGACCCGAGGCGUUCUCCGCAAGGGAAACGGUCUUUGUCACGGCGUUUCCGGAAAUGGUUGGUGCUUCAGAGAUCCCAGUUUGGAAUAAGUGUUGCCAUGAUAUAGUCCGUUUUUCUGCGCCUUGCAAGGGAUUUCUCUGCGCCCUCCUCGUCUCUCGACGACCCUAUCUUUUUGACGCGCUAUUUUCGCGUUUCUGUGACCUCGUCGGUGAAGGAACAGAGAGACUCAGACACUCGAAAACUGACUAUGAAUUAACCUCCAUUUUUCACUGUUCAUUAGUUCAGCCUCUCAAUUUUUCUCUUUUAAACUAUUCAAAAGCAAUAAAACACAAGUUCUACUUCAGGCUAUCCAUUCCUGCUGAUGUACCGACUGUCCGGCUGUGAACAGACCGAAUAUCUACAGAAGGCCAACUGUUUCGCGCAGAUGACGUGCGACGAAGCCGUCGAAGCGGCUCAACGCGUCCCCGAUUCUCCUUUCUCGCUUUUCGAAGGCCUGUCUGGCGCCGUCGCCUUUCUCGUCGACAUUCAUCAUCCCAAAUAUGCAGAGUUCCCAUUUUUCCCCAUCUUCAGAGAGUUCAACUACUAG
Caenorhabditis auriculariae is the source of this 3681-nucleotide messenger RNA. The record is from the annotation of a GenBank genome assembly. NCBI's taxonomy places the organism in Eukaryota, Metazoa, Nematoda, Chromadorea, Rhabditida, Rhabditidae.